CAUCGAAGCAAUCUGUUGGUCCGGUCCCAACUGCCAUUCAAAAAGAAGUAAAAAAUAAUAAAGAUUAAGAAAAGGCGGGAAUACUGUUUUUUUUUUUUUAAAGAGCAAAUGACACACUCAACCGUCUUCUUCCACGUUUCGUCUUCUGAUUGGACCCACCGCUCCUUCUUCCCCCAGCCUCGAAGCAAUCCCUCACUCCCGCUAUCCAUUUACGAAAAAGUUCCACAAAAUAAAUUGAAUUUUAUAUACGAUUUUUGCCUUCAUGUAAAAUGGAUAAGAAUUAAGAUUUAAGAACGGUGGAUCAUUUUUUCCCACUUUGGCUGGAUAAGUGACCAAGUUCCUUGUUUUCUUCGUAGUAGAGAUAUGGAUAUGCGGGAAGAAUGGAUGCAUAUAUUUCCGUAGGAACACUCCCACCUUAGGAUGCUUGGACUUGGAGGUUUCUCAAUUUAAGUGAGUUUAAAACUGUCUACUUACCAUUUUUGUCUAACUAGAUUAAGCCAUGAGUUAGAAACAAUAAAUACAUUGGCACCCUUCAACUUGUACUGAAGAAACACGGUACUAGUUCGAAUAGUUUUCGACGGUGUAUUCUAUUUUUUGAAAUAUACAUUUAAUACAAUUACAAUAAAUAACAAACAAAUAAACAAGGAGUCCAAAAAGAUUUUUUUUUUACUGACAAAAACGAACAAUUUAAAGUCCACACAAUUUUAUCUAUAUCGAAUUUUAAUAUCAGAAUAACUAUAUAGUCAUGAUUCAAUUCAGGUGCACUGACUUUUGAUCGAUUUAUCAUUUUUCUGAUCUAAUUGGAAGAGACAGAGCCUCUAAUUGACGAAAAGUAAGCUCUUCUUACUUGGCAGGUUUCAUCAUUCUUCCCACCUCUACCCUCGUUGCACCAAAAGACGCCGUUAAAAUAAUUUGAGGAGCAUGCCAUCAGCUAGGAUCUUUGGAAACUAUGGAAACAUCUGCUGCAAGUAGACGAAGUAAGAUAAAAUCAAGAUGAUUUAUUUUAUUUUCUUGGUAUUCAUCUACAUGCUCACUUGUUUUUUAAAAAUAAGAUUAAACAAAUGAAAACAAUUUGAAGGUAUUCAGUGGUGUCAGGACCUUGGCCCUGCUCAAGUUCGAUUUGAAGAUGAUGCUAAGACGUUCAUUGACAAGAUUAAUGCCACGAACGCGCGAGACAACCGUGUUGGGGCUAUUAUUAAGGAAAUUUUGCGUAUGAUGGCUCUGAACAGUGGUUUUCAUAUACAAUUUGUUGGUCAGAUUAGCUAUAGGAUAGCCCAUCUUGUGGCUCAGAAGACCCUUUCUUUGUCUCCGACCUCGUGUCGAUUGUAUGAUUUUCGUUCCUGAUUUUAUUCCAAUGUAUAGUUUAUAAUCUCUAUCAAUCAAUAUAAUUAUUUUUGUUAAAAAAAUGAAAACAAAUUAAUCUCUAAUUUUACACUUUUUCUGUUCGUUAAAGAACUAUCAUGAUUACUAACUUUUGGAACCUUUUUUUAGUGUCAUCGUAACUUUUGGUUUCUUUGUUAUAAAAUAUUAUAAUUCUUAUAUUCGAAUUAAUUAUUAUACAACAAACAGAUACAAUUGAUUUAAAAAUACUAGUCCUAUACGUACUCCUAUACACGUAUUAUACGCGACCCCACUGCGUGGUGUAUAUAAAUACAGGCGCACUGCACCAGUUUCCCAUCAGCUUCUUCAUCCGAAAGCAAAACCAACAACAACACCAACUACCUGCCCGCCAUGGAUUCCCGUUUCUCUCUCUUCCUGAUCCUCUCCGCACUCCUGGCCUCCGCAGCCCUCGCCGACAUCUCCGCCACCGCCGAUCCUCUGAUCCGGCAGGUGGUCGACGACGAGCAGCGAUCCUCCUCCCUCCCCAACGUCGCCGCCGCCGCCGACAACCUCCUCGGAGCGCCGGAGCACCACUUCUCCCUCUUCAAGAAGAACUUCGGGAGAUCGUACGUCUCUCAGGCGGAGCACGACUACCGGUUCAAGGUGUUCAAGGCGAAUCUGAGGCGCGCCGCCCGCCACCAGCUGCUCGACCCCAGCGCUUCUCACGGAGUCACUCGGUUCUCCGAUUUGACCCCUCGCGAGUUCAGGAGGCAGUUUUUGGGGCUCAGGAAGCUCGGGCUUCCCAGCGACGCCAACACGGCGCCGAUCCUCCCGACGAGCAAUUUGCCUGCGGAUUUCGAUUGGAGGGAGAAGGGCGCAGUUACUGCCGUCAAGAAUCAGGGUUCAUGUGGCUCUUGCUGGAGUUUCAGCACAACUGGAGCACUGGAAGGUGCGCACUACUUGGCUACAGGGGAGCUUGUGAGUCUCAGCGAGCAGCAGCUUGUGGAUUGUGAUCAUGAGUGCGACCCAGAAGAGCAAGGGUCCUGCGACGCUGGCUGCGGUGGCGGGCUAAUGAACAGUGCGUUCGAGUACACGCUCAAAGCCGGCGGCUUGAUGCGUGAGCAAGACUACCCUUACACCGGCACAGACCGCAGCACCUGCAAGUUCGACAAGAGCAAGAUUGCAGCUAAAGUAGCCAACUUCAGCGUCAUCUCGACCGACGAAGAACAGAUCGCUGCUAACCUCGUCCAGAGUGGCCCUCUUGCUGUGGCGAUCAAUGCUGUGUACAUGCAGACCUACAUGGGUGGAGUCUCGUGCCCUUACAUCUGCUCCAAGAGGCUCGACCAUGGAGUGUUGCUGGUGGGCUAUGGGGCGUCGGGCUAUGCGCCGAUCCGGAUGAAGGAGAAGCCGUACUGGAUCAUCAAGAACUCAUGGGGGGAGAACUGGGGAGAGAAUGGGUACUACAAGAUAUGCAAGGGGAAGAAUGUCUGUGGAGUUGAUUCCAUGGUCUCCUCUGUUGCUGCAGUUCAGACUGCACCUCCCGGUACCCAGUAGUGAAAUAAAGGUGCCGGCUGGCUGGCUGGCUGGCUUUUACAUUUGAUUUGAUAUAUAGAGAGAAUUGGAUGGAUGAAUGUUUGGAUGUAAAUAUUUAUUUAUCCCUCCUCCUUGCAGCACUGAAAGGGAGCUUUAUUUUUACAUUAUUGCAAUCGCACUUCUGUGACCUCUUUUAAUCUAUACGAGCUUUUGUUGUCAGAUUAAAUUUCUGAAGCAGAUUUGGUACAUUGUUGUGGAAAUGUACCUUAGGAAAUUUAAAUGUAUGACGCUUCCUGAUUUAUGUCGAUGUAUUGCUGAUAUAUACGAAAAAGGGUUUCUGCAGCAAGUUGUCUCCUAACAGUUGAAUGUAUGUGUCAUCGAGGGUUCAGAGGCAAUAAUCCUGCAACAUGCUAUCAUUAUUAGUGUCAUGAACCAGUUGAUCCCAAUAACUCGAGUUGUUGGGAGAAGUUCAAUUGUGGAUCAUAUACCACAACACUAACACGCCCCCUCAAACGAAAGCCACUCACAAGGGCUUGAAGUUUGCACAGGUCUGAAGACAAGAAUACCAUGUGCUUAACAAAUGGAGUCACCGGGAAUCGAACACAAGACCUUUCGGUCACAGAAGGCUCUGAUACCAUGUCAAGAACCAGUUGCUCCCAAUAACUCGAGUUGUUGGGAGAAAGUUCUGCUGGAUUUAAUACCACUCUCUAACACGCCCCCUCAAACGAAAGCCAACCUAUGGGCUUGAAGUUUGCACAGGCCCACCAUACCAUGUGCUUGAAAGACAACGGUUAAUAUUAGGGGUCGUGAAGAUUCGAACACGUGACCUUUCGGUUCUAGACUCUGAUACCAUGUCAUGAACCAGUUGAUCCCAAUAACUCGAGUUGUUGGGAGAAGUUCAAUUGUGGAUCAUAUACCACAACACUAACAAUUAGAUCAUUUCUAUGGGUUUUCAACCCGAUGAACCGGGAUCGAGGAGUUGGCCGAAUUCGGAUUCGUUCCCAGCCCAAUGAAUCGGGAUGGUUGAGUUGGCCAAGUUCAGGUAGAGAAAGCUGAUGUAUGUUGCAUCUUGUUUGCAUAAAUUUCUAGGAUGAGAGAUAAUGUGAGGGAAUGCGUGCAUUAAUACGUCACCUUCGUCGAGACACAAUCAUCCAGAAGUAUGUUGCAACAACUUGUCUGCACAAUUUUUUGUCGAGAGAGCUAAUGUAUGUUGCAACAAUUUGUUUGCAUAAAUAUGUGAAUUGUGAUGACGUCCGUAGACUUGGCUCCAGAAGUUUGAACGAGUAACAAGCUUGUCAUAGUGAUUUAAGGUUCAAGGUGACCGUUACGCUUAACGGUCUCGGUCUAUAAUAUACCGCACAGUUGAAGAAACUAAAAUGGUCGCUAAUAACAUAAAUAGAGUUAAUACCAAUGAAACAAAGAAUUUUUCAUAGUAACUUCACUACGAAAACAGAGGAAAUGGAAGAAGAUAAGUGAAAACCAUAGAGAGACAUAGAUGAGCUCAAAAGAAGAAAGGAAAUAAAUGAAA
Linum trigynum is the source of this 4381-nucleotide messenger RNA. Lineage: Eukaryota; Viridiplantae; Streptophyta; Magnoliopsida; Malpighiales; Linaceae. The record is from the annotation of a GenBank genome assembly.